ACCUCCUGCAGCUGAGCAUUGUGUCCUCCCCAUCACAGGAGCUGCCAGUGUGAGCUGGAGCGUGGCCUGCAGCAGACCACGGGCCACGAGCUCGGCUCUGCCCUGCACAGCCCCGACCUGCUGUGGGAGGAUGACUCCCCUCAGGGGCAGAGGGAAGCUGAGCCAGCCCCAGCCUCCACCGAGGAUGCUUUCAGGAUGCAUCUGUACCUCAGACAGGAGACUCCUCUGGACAGCAGCCAAAAGGAGAGCUGGAUGCAGCAGCCUGGGGAGAGCAGUGAGAAGGUGAGAGCCCAUCUGUCACCCAUGGAGCUGAAUCCCCAGCUUCCUGGCCUGGAAAAUGCAGCCAGAGAAAGUCCUUCUCCAAGCCCGCCCAUGAGGGCUGCCGCAGAUUUGGCAGAAGCUGUCACCAGCAAGUUCAUCAUCUUUGCAAACAGGCUGAGCACAGAGGAGCAGAGGGGAAUGCCCCCACCUGGAAUGGUGCAGGUGGAGGUACAGAGCCAGACUCAGCCUCGAGCUGUGGGUUCUCCCCACCCUGAGCGGGGCACGUCAUUUACACAGCCCAUCCCAAACUCACCUCAACCUCUGCAGGCAGAGGAUUCUUACAAAACAGACCUGGAGACAGGAUUUCUCCCAAGCUGGACAGAAGCCUUUAAGGUCAAGGAGGUAACAGCUGGAGAAGGCCAGCAGGCCAGAGGAGUCACCUCUCAAGGGAAGACGUGCAAGCCCAAGACUGACAUUGUUUUCCUGAAGGUCCACAAGAGCGCCAGCAGCACGGUCAUGAACAUCCUAUUCCGCUUUGGGGAGAUGCACAACCUCACCUUUGCCUUCCCCCAGGGCGGGGGCUACCAGCUCUACUACCCCUACCACUUUCUGGCCAGGUUCGUGCAGGGCUUCUCCCCUCUGAGCCCCCGGCGCUUCAACAUCCUCUGCCACCACAUGCGCUUCCUGCAGCCGGAGGUGCAGAAAGUGGUGCCCAGCUCCGCCGUCUACUUCUCCAUCCUGAGGAACCCCGUGCAGCUGAUGGAGUCCUCCUUCGUGUACUACAAGGGCGCCUCGGCCUUCUCGCGCGUCCGCAGCCUGGAGGAGUUCCUCAGCCAGCCCUGGCGCUACUACGACCCCACCAGCGGCGACCGCCACUACGCCAGGAACCUCAUGACCUUCGACUUCGGCUUCAACCCCGACGGAGACGUGUCCCCCGAGCGGGUGCAGCUCAUGCUGAAGGCCAUCGAGUCGUCCUUUGACUUCUUGCUCAUCUCCGAGUACUUCGACGAGUCCAUGGUGCUGCUGAAGGAGAUGCUGUGCUGGGACCUGGACAGCGUCGUCUCCUUCCCGCUCAACAGCAGGGACAGCAGCACCAAGUCCCUGCUCCCGGACUCCGUCGUGGAGAAGCUGAAGGCCUGGAACAGGCUGGACUGGGAGAUCUACACGCACUUUAACAGGACCUUCUGGGAAAGGAUCGAGCGCCACAUCGGCCGGGAGCGGCUGCGGCGGGAGGUGAGGGCGCUGCGGCAGCGGCAGGCGGAGCUGGCCCGGGCCUGCCUGCAGGGCACGGGCAGCGUGGGCCCCAAGGACAUCAAGGACUCCUCCCUGAGGCCGCUGCAGCACGGCGGGGCCAGGAUCCUAGGCUAUAACCUCAAGCAGGGCUUGCCUCGGGAGCUGGAGCGGACCUGCCGGCGGCUGGUGACGCCGGAGCUGCAGUACAGCAGCCUGCUCUACAAGAAGCAGUUCCCGCCGCCGGCCCCCGAGAGCCCCCGGCCCGCGGCCUCCCGGGCCCCGCCGCACCGGCCGGAGCCCACCCGACACUGAGAGAGCCGGCCCGCUGCCUCCCCAGCUCCAUCCUCCGCAGCGGCCGGAGGCCACCCGAAACUGAGCCCUCCCGGGCCCUCGGGCAUCCUUCUCCAUCUGCUGCGGACGGCGAGGCUCGGCCCGGGGGCCGGGGCUGCCUGGCCGGGCCCAGGCGGGGCUGGGGAUGCUCCUCUCUCCGUGCCCCGCUGGGCACAAGCUGCGGGCUGCAGAGCGGGUCCCAGGGGCUGGACAGGACUUUUCCAGAGGGAAAACCCCCCAGAGAGCACCUGCAGCCUCAAGACAGCACCGGCUCCAGCAGCGAGGAGCAGGUCCGGGAGGGCAGCCCAAAUCCUCAGCCCAGCAGCGCAGAGUGCGACAGAACAGGGCCAAGGUGUAAAUCAGAGCUGUGGGUAAAAGAUCCCAAAGAAUCCCAGCAGGACUGACUCUCCCAAAAAAAUCCCAGCAGGAUUGACUCUCCCAAAAAGUCCCAAAAGGUUUGAUUUACAGCGUGGGAAUGAGUCUGUCUGUCUGUCUGUGCAGCUGCACCUCGCCCCUGCUCCAUUGAUGUUACCAUGCUGGAAAAGCAGGCUCUUAAUUAAAAAUAACAGUCACUGUCACUCCUUAAAUUCCUCUUAAUUACAUCAGUCUGCCCAGAAGAUGACCUCCCCAA
Haemorhous mexicanus (house finch) is the source of this 2455-nucleotide messenger RNA. RefSeq names its product galactose-3-O-sulfotransferase 2-like. Gene Ontology annotation, molecular function: galactosylceramide sulfotransferase activity. Gene Ontology annotation, biological process: glycolipid biosynthetic process. The record is from RefSeq and is a predicted model, not a curated record. Lineage: Eukaryota; Metazoa; Chordata; Aves; Passeriformes; Fringillidae. The coding region runs from base 196 to 1806 and encodes 536 amino acids. Gene Ontology annotation, cellular component: membrane. The transcript is spliced from 2 exons.